Messenger RNA from Hyalella azteca, 4091 nucleotides. Its product is annotated as glucose dehydrogenase [FAD, quinone]-like. Gene Ontology annotation, molecular function: oxidoreductase activity, acting on CH-OH group of donors; flavin adenine dinucleotide binding. The coding region runs from base 136 to 1941 and encodes 601 amino acids. The transcript has 14 exons. Lineage: Eukaryota; Metazoa; Arthropoda; Malacostraca; Amphipoda; Hyalellidae. The record is from RefSeq and is a predicted model, not a curated record.
UUGGUGAACUUUACUUCGGUUGUGCGAGUCAAUCGGAAAAUCUCAAUUCAGAAUAAAUCUGAAUUCCACGGUAACGUGGCAUUUUCGAGAAAACCGUUUUUGUAGUUUAUAUUGGACGUGUUUAUUGAAUCAAAAAUGACUCAAUUUUCUGUUGGGAAUCUUCUCGCGGGAUUCACGGCCAUAAUCGCAGGCACUUUUUUUCAGCCCGUUAGAUAUCCUACGAGUGUCAUGCCUGAUGAUAUCAACGUAGACUUCAUAGUCGUGGGCUCAGGCUCGGCGGGAAGUGUGGUAGCUGGUCGGCUGGCCGAGAUUUCGGAAUGGGAUGUGCUGGUUUUAGAAGCUGGAGGACAACCUCCAGCUUUUGCCAAAGUUCCAUUCCUCCACUUCGGCUCAGAUUUUACCAACUCUUCAUACGUGAACUAUUACAAGAAGCGUCCUCAGAAAUAUUCUGAGCAAUUCGCGAAAAAUAUAGGCGGCCUGUACAUGAGAGGAAAAGUGAUUGGCGGCUCAGGCACCAUCAACCAGAUGAUGCAUCAUCGCGGUAUUCCUCAGGAUUACGAAAACUGGGCAGCGCAAGGUAAUCCAGGCUGGGAUUAUGACACUGUCCUGAAGUAUUUCAAGAAAACUGAAGACUACCAGGGUCCUCUCAAGUCCCGAGAUGCUCCAUUCCGAGCUUUUGGAGGUCCUAUUGGCGUGGAGAAGGUUGCUUGGAAGCCUCCAGUUUGUCGGGUGGCCAUCAGAGCGGGCGAGGAGAUGGGGCUGGCUGAGGUGGACUACAACACAGACACAACUAUUGGCAGCGCUAUCUUCCAACUCACAACCAAAAACAGAGAACGGGUGACCACAGCAGACGCGUUCUUGUUGCCUGGCCUACGACGUCGGAACCUUAAACUGCAAAUCAACUCUCGAGUAAUAAAGAUACUCAUGGAUGCUGAAAAUCGGGCAAUUGGAGUGAAAUAUGUUCAUAACAAUAAGAUGAAACGAGCGUUCGCCAAGCGAGAAGUGAUACUAUCAGCGGGCGCAGGUGAUUCUCCCAAGCUGCUGAUGCUGUCGGGCAUUGGGCCUAAAAAACACCUAGAAAAACUAGGGAUUGAAAGCCGAGUCGACCUACCGGGAGUUGGACAAAAUUACCAAGACCACUUAUAUGUCCGCGGAAUAAGUUGGACCAUUCAUCCCAACAUUUCGUCUUCCAUUUUCGAACGUGUCGGGACGAGUGCCAUGCUGAACUAUUUCGAAAGGAGAUCAGGUUCGUUGACAACUCCAGUUGGAAUUUGUGCUCUGUACCAAUUAAACGUAGGCAGUCCUGAGGAACCCCAUAUUCCGGACAUUCUGAUAAGCCAAGAAGGUGGACUGCUGGGUCAAGACUAUGGCCUCCACUCCCUUUCACCUUACAAGCAAUCGAUACAUGAUUACUAUCAACCAAUCAAAGGAAGAGAUGGUUUCUCUAUGACCCCGAUGCUAGCCAGACCCAAGAGCGUCGGGACGGUAACCCUCAUGUCCAAGAACCCUUUCGACCCGCCCGUCCUGGACCACAAUUCACUCAGUCACCCCGACGACUUUGAGCUCAUGGUCAAAGCUGCCAAGGCUUCUCGAAGGCUAGGAAAUGCCAAGAUCUUCCGGCGGGCUCUUGGCGCUGAACCCAUUACAAAGCCGAUUCCUGACUGCGCGCAUUUCGCGUUCGAAUCGGACGACUACUGGCGCUGCUUCGUGCGUGGCUGGAGCGGCAUUGGGUUGCACAUGUGCGGCACCUGCAAGAUGGCUCCAGACUCCGACCCCAUGGGGGUGGUGACGCCCAGGCUGAAGGUUCGAGGUGUCAAGAAUUUACGAGUCAUAGACGCUUCUGUAAUGCCCUCCAUUACAUCAGGGCACAUAAACGCCGUCACAUUCAUGAUUGGGGAGAAGGGAGCUGAUCUCAUCAAAGAAGAUUACGGCAAAAUCUGAUCGCCAUUUAAGCUAAACAGUUUAUUUAUCAUUAGUUUUUUUACGUCAAUCAAAAUAAUCCAGUGUCUGCCUUCGUAUUUUAAUGCUUUCUAAGUUUGAAGGGAAAAGAGUGGUGAGUCCAGGUGUUACAAGCGGCCUACUCGUGUCGUCUUCUUCUCCUCAACCCGUCAUGAAACAAUCGAUAAUGAAAAAAGACUACAGAAUUAACCUGUAAAAUAAUUCUCAGCAAAUUCACGUUUAUCUCGCCGCGUUUGUCUUAACUACUCGAUUGAGGUCGGUUUUUAGUUUGAGAGGCAUACUUUUACAAAGUCAAAUACGCAUGAUUCGUCCGUAUCAUUAGUAAAUCAUCUCUGCUCAUGUUAGUUUACGUCUCAUGUAUCUCGGUACUUAUCAAGCUAUAAUUUUAUCAUAGAUGCUCGACACACGGCGUCUUCUAUGCAAUGGUAAACUUCGGUAUUUAGUUCUUGUUUAUCAUGAGCCACUACGUGGGCAGUAGUAAAAGCAGUAGGAAUUGCAAAAAACAAAUUCGAGUUACCAUUAAAUGUUUGCUUCAUAAUUUAACCAUUAUAAUAAUGAUACCGAUUUAACGCAAAAAUUUUGUAGCUCAUUUUUUGUAGACUUGGUUACUGCGAGCAAAAUUCACGCAGCCAUUUCAGAAGUCGCUACUCUCUUAAAUAACAAAAACAACAUAAAAUUUAUUCAAUUUGAUAUGAAGUUACUUAAUAACGCUCGUGUGGCAAGUCUUGACUGCGCAACGUGGAGAAUAAAGACAGCGAGUUGAGACUAGUGUUUCAGAAUCUUUCAGGGGUGAGAGCUCAACUACCAAGAAUUUCGUACGAUAUAUUUGUUUCUAUAUAGGUAGAGUGUGGGAACAAGUAGAAUGCACGAAUAAGUAGAGAGGGAAUGAGUAAGUGGGAAUAAGUUAAGUGUAUCAAUGACCAGUGGGAAUAAGCAGAGUGUGGGAAUAGGUAAGUAGAGUGGGCAAACAAGUAGAGCGGGAGAAUGUAAAGAGUAGGGGUGAGUAGUGUGUGGGAAUAAGUAGGGUGUGGGAAUAAGAAACGCAUGAGAAUAAGUAAAGUGAGAAUAAGCAGAAUAAGUAGAGUGAGGGAAUAAAAAGUGUAGGAAAAAUUAUAGUGUGGGAAUAAGUAGAGUUUAGGGAUAGUUAGAGUGUGGGAAUAGGUAGAGCCUGAGAAUAAGUAGAGUGGGAAUAAGAAGAGUGUGAGAAUAAAUAGAGCCUGAGAAUAAGUUGAGUGGGAAUAAGUUGAGUGCGGGAGAGGACUAUAGGACCAAACACUAUACCAUUAUAAGCGUACGUAUAAUUUGGGAUUGCAUGGCGUGAGUGACGCGUUAUAUGCACUGCCGGCCUAAAUACCGGGAAGGUAUCAGAAUGAAACUGAUAUUUGGGCGUUAUUUCGACAGGGGACUCAAUGCCGGAAAUACUUAAAGUUAAUCUAUAAUGAAUUUGAUAUGAUGGGACAGUUCAUGCACAUACCAUUCUCUCUUAAUUCCCAUUUGUAAAGCAACGAUAAUAAAUUUCGAAUGUAGCCGAGUAUACAAUGUCAUUAAAAUUAUGAUUGAUCCUGAUGAUCGAUCAUUUAACGAUUACUUAAAAGCUUUGAAAUACGAGUAAAUUUGGGCACUGCAAUAUUACUGCAAGUGAAAUUGAGUGGGCAAAUUUUAAUUUCUGAUCAUAAACCAUAGUUUUAAUGUACAAAUUUGUUAGCCGGUUUAAUAGUGAACAUAUAUGUUCAAGUAAACUUCUGUGAAUACUGAAUUGUAAAUGAAUUUUUUAACGUGCGAACAUCUGCAAUACUAGCAUAGGUCUCUUUGUUGAAGCAAAUGCGAAAGUAACGCGCAAAAAAUGGAAGGUCACAUAGAAAUCAUUUUAUGGGCCCACUGUUAUUCAUUUGUCCACGCCAAUCUUUGCACAGGUUAUUUACUAGCGAAAUUCAGUAAAUGAAUUGUGACAAUGUAAUUUUUUUCACUUAUAUGUCGCCUUCCUCUCAAACCUUCAAUUUUCCAAAUGCAUGAAUCGAAUGAGAAUAUUAAACAUCACCUUUCAUUCGUCUGGACGAAGUUAACAGAACGAAGCUAUGUUGCAGGGUGACCCAGUGGUUAAAGUUCAGAGUACCAGAUUGGAGCAGAGAGGC